AUGAUGAAAGUGUUUGGACCCCCGCGAGACAGGCCAUGGGUUUCAGCUUAUCUUUCGAGUUACAAUGUUUUGCUUUUCUUACUGAAUCUUAUUGCUUUUUGGGACUUGUUUAAUGCAAAUCAGAAAGGUAUUCAUGAUUUUCUUGCAUUUAAUAAUAGUAUUUUGUCUAGGGAACUUCAAUUUUUCUCAUCAUUACGAUUACCUUUUAAUAACGACUUUCGCGCAGAUCUUAGAAGUCGUUCAUGCCAAAAUGGGAUUGACAAAAGCAGACCCUAAACCAGUUUUGAAACAGGUUGAUGAACGUUUGUGAUUUCUGUGAACAUAUUGAAAGUUCAGGUCCUUGGUCGGCUAGCAGUAUUGGUCAUUACGAGUUUAGCACGAAGUGUUUGGAAGACAAAACCAACUUACUUAUUGUGUCUCGCUUACGUGAGCUCGGAGCUUGUCAGGUUUAUCUUGAAAAAAGGUUUUAUUUUUAUUUUCUCCGUUAUUUUAGGUACCCCUACUAUGUGCUGCGAACGCUAAACUACAAUUCUUGGGUGACCAACUGGCUUCGCUACAACUCUUUCUUAGUCCUUUAUCCGAUCGGAUUCCUUUGUGAAGGUAAAUUGAUAUAUUUUUGGUGAAUUAUGGCUUCAUUGCAGCCAUAACGUUUUACGGUGUCUUCAACGACAUCUACAAUUCGGGCAAGUGGAAGUAUACGUUUGACAAGCCGUCACCGUUUUCCAUCAACGCAGCGAUAUUCCUGGCCCCGCUCGCCCUUUUCGCGUUCCCCUACUUGGCGUACACGCUAUUUUCUCAUAUGUGGGCCCAACGAAAAGCUCGUCUUUUUUACGCCAAAAAGACUCGUUAA
Messenger RNA from Caenorhabditis auriculariae, 850 nucleotides. The record is from the annotation of a GenBank genome assembly. NCBI's taxonomy places the organism in Eukaryota, Metazoa, Nematoda, Chromadorea, Rhabditida, Rhabditidae.